AUGGUCAUUCACGAGUUCGAGGAGAUAUCUAUGCCGAAUUCCCCAAUUUCUCUCGCGACGAGCAAGUUCCGCCUUUGUUUUCUUCGACGACCCUCUCGCGAUUCAACGGUCGUCGUCUCCACUCCUUCCGCCCACAUCGCCGUCAUCUCCGUUCCACCUCCGACCACCGACGAUUUUCCACCAGCGGGCCCUUUCCCGACGCGUCCGCUCAACCCACCUCGCGACUGGAAUCGGGAACCCUUGUCCCCUUUUCGUCAAUUGCGACCUCCAACGCCCAGCCACCGCCGUAGACCACCGCCGUCGACUGCUCACCUCCGGCCAGCCAUCUCACGAUUUUCGGUCCACGUCCCUUCGACUACCGUCAACCUUGGUUCCUCCGGCGGCAGCAACAUUGGGCUCUCACUCGCACUCUCUCUCUCGCGCGACCAGAACCCUCGGCCCUUUCUGCAUCCUUCCCGUCUAGCUAUAGGCCCUGGAGGACCUCGUUAG
Messenger RNA from Striga asiatica, 489 nucleotides. NCBI's taxonomy places the organism in Eukaryota, Viridiplantae, Streptophyta, Magnoliopsida, Lamiales, Orobanchaceae. The record is from the annotation of a GenBank genome assembly.